CUGGCGGAAGCCACCGUUCCAACAUGGCGGCCGAGGCGGACGGGCUGUUCCGACGGGUGCUGGUGCCGAUUCUUCUGCCUGAGACGUGCUACGACCAACUCUUCGUCCAGUGGGACCUGCUUCACGUUCCCUGCCUCAAGAUUCUCCUCAGCAAAGGCCUUGGGCUGGGCAUCGUGGCCGGGUCACUUCUGGUAAAGCUGCCGCAGAUACUUAAGAUCCUGGGAGCCAAGAGUGCGGAGGGCCUGAGUCUCCAGUCGGUGAUGCUGGAGCUAGUGGCGCUGACGGGAACUGUGGUCUACAGCAUCACCAACAACUUCCCCUUCAGCUCUUGGGGUGAAGCACUGUUCCUGACCCUCCAGACAGUCACCAUCUGCUUCCUGGUCAUGCACUACAGAGGAGAGACCGUGAAAGGAGUCGCUUUCCUGGCCUGCUACGCGAUGCUCCUGCUGGCGCUGCUCUCGCCACUCACACCUCUGGCUCUAGUCACCCUGCUCCAGGCCUCCAAUGUCCCUGCCGUGGUGGCGGGGAAGUUGCUGCAGGCAGCGACCAACUACCGCAACAGGCACACGGGCCAGCUCUCGGCCAUCACCGUGUUCAUGCUGUUUGGGGGCGCCUUGGCCCGCAUCUUCACUUCGGUUCAGGAAACUGGAGACCCCCUCAUGGCUGGCAUCUUUGUGGUCUCCUCCCUCUGCAAUGGUCUCAUUGCUGCCCAGGUCCUCUUCUACUGGAAUGCAAAGCCUCCCCACAAACAGAAAAAGGAGCAGUAGUGUGGAGCCAGCAUCCGGAAUCAUUCCAUUUCCACCAUCCACUCAACUAUCUUCCUCCAUUCCUCAACUGCACCUCCUGAGCCAGGGUUUGUGUAAACACUGAUUUCACCAACUGGCUGAGGUUCCUCCUGUGAGCAGCUGUUUUCUUACCGGAGCAGAAGCUUGUCUUGUCCACUUACCUUCCUUCUGGACGGGGGACAGAGCCUGGACAGAUGUGGUUGUGAGCUUGUGGCUGCUUCCCUUUGCCCCCUGGCUGGGACAAUCUACUGGACCCCGAUUCUGGAGGUGGGGGAGGGGAGAAUGACUCAGAUAAGGGCCUCAGGGUGGGGUGGGGAGGCUCCUGCUGGGGCAGGUCCAGAGGAAGGGUGUGGAGAGGCAGGGGUUGCUGUAGCGGUGAGGGUACAGAUGGGCAAUAAAGACUCGGAGACGCACUUUGAUUGUA
Messenger RNA from Peromyscus maniculatus bairdii (prairie deer mouse), 1209 nucleotides. It is a transcript of the gene Mpdu1, whose product is annotated as mannose-P-dolichol utilization defect 1. The record is from RefSeq and is a predicted model, not a curated record. Gene Ontology annotation, biological process: oligosaccharide biosynthetic process. NCBI's taxonomy places the organism in Eukaryota, Metazoa, Chordata, Mammalia, Rodentia, Cricetidae.